Molecule: messenger RNA, 1645 nt
Organism: Amborella trichopoda
Lineage: Eukaryota; Viridiplantae; Streptophyta; Magnoliopsida; Amborellales; Amborellaceae
Product: putative mitochondrial adenine nucleotide transporter BTL3
Biological process (GO): transmembrane transport
Source: RefSeq, a predicted model, not a curated record
CUUUUUUGAACACCAUGAGCCCUCUAAUUCGAGGCCUAGCAACCUCACAAUUCAUCCUCCUGUACAGCUUCUACUCCACAAGCAAAGAAAAAAAUAAAAAUAAAAAUAAAAAAUCCUUUUUUUUGUAUUAAUGCUUUAAAACAACUAUUCUCUCUCUCUUUUUUAUUUAUUUCUUCUAAUGGACUUCUCAUGUUCAUCUUCAAAAGGCAACCUGCAAAAAUAUUUUCCCCACCUUCACCUUGUAAAUGCUCCUGACCAAUUCCCUGAUGCUUCCAUUAUUCCCUCUCCUUUCCCUUUGUCUUCCAUCUCCUCCUCUAUUCUCCCAUCUAACCCUUUCAAGAACAGAUGCUCAUUUCAAGAAAAUGUUCUCAAUCUAACAGUGGAAUUGGCGUUGAAAGCUCAAAGACUGGUUCAAAGAGCUGGGUUCUCACAGGUUAGAUGCCACAGUAAGGCAUUAGCCUUCGCUAACAUCGGCCAAUUGCAGUCGGACACGAAACACAUCUCGGAUUUACCGGUAUCGAAACAUGAGGCACAGGGCGAUGGCGAGGUUAAGGUGGUGGAGAAAGUUGGUGGGAGGGCCAGUUCAUUUAGAGAGAUGCCAAAGUUUCUCCUUGCUGGUGCUGUGUCGACUAUAGUCUCAAGGACAUUUGUUGCCCCAUUGGAGAGAAUAAAGCUAGAGUGCAUAGUGCAGGGUUCCAAGUAUAGUUGGAUAAAAGCGGUGGAGUGUAUAUGGGUAUCAGAGGGCAUAGGGGGGUUUUGGAAAGGGAAUUUAUUGAACCUCUUCCGCAUGGUUCCCUUCAAAUCCAUCAAUUUCAUUUGCUACGACAUCUACUGCGACGCCCUUCGCCAAAAGAAAGAUGAACUCACAAACCAUGACAGACUCAUUGGUGGUGGCAUCUCUGGGAUCACGGCUACAGUAGUAUGCCUGCCCUUGGACACGAUCCGAACCAGGCUCUUGGCUCCAGGAGGUGACACAUUAGGUGGGGUUACAGGUUGUAUCUCUAACAUGGUCCGCAAUGAAGGCUUCUUCUCUCUCUACAAGGGUCUCACACCAGCUCUUCUCAGUAUGGGCCCUGCUAGUGCUGUCUUCUAUGCAGUUUAUGACAUUCUCAAGUCCUCCUACCUUCGUUCUAAGGCUAAGGCUGGUAACAGUGAGAGUGAGGCGUGUGAAACCGAAUUGGGACCUGUGAGGACUCUGAUCUAUGGAGCGGUGGCAGGUGCAUUUGCAGAGACGGUUACGUACCCGCUAGAGGUGGUGCGGCGGCAGCUCCAACUACAGCGUGCUGCUAAGGUUGGCUUGUUCUCGGCCUUUGCCUGCAUGAUACAGAGGGACGGGCUCAAUUCCCUCUUUGCGGGUUUGAUGCCGAGCACGCUACAGGUCUUGCCAUCUGCUUCUCUGAGCUAUUUAUUCUAUGAACUGAUGAAGUCCCUUCUGAAAAUAAACUAACUUAUAUUGGGAGUUUUUCACUGGAUUAUUUCCGAAUGUACCGUAGUUUUGUCUCAAUUUCUUUUUGUACGGCAUCAAUAUAAGCCUAUGAAUGAAUGGGCUGAAUUCGGUUUCUAUGUAACUUGACUUAAACAUGCUAAGGAAAAUAGAUGCUUUUGGCACUAGGAGUUGUAAUGAUACAAAACAGGCCUUGAAUUA